Messenger RNA from Anoplophora glabripennis (Asian longhorned beetle), 627 nucleotides. RefSeq lists its product as uncharacterized. The record is from RefSeq and is a predicted model, not a curated record. Gene Ontology annotation, biological process: DNA integration. NCBI's taxonomy places the organism in Eukaryota, Metazoa, Arthropoda, Insecta, Coleoptera, Cerambycidae. The transcript has a single exon. Gene Ontology annotation, molecular function: nucleic acid binding. Bases 1 to 627 code for a protein of 208 amino acids.
AUGUUUAAGCAACAAAGCAGCGCCCCAAAAGCGCAUUUAACACCAUGGCCUUUAGAAACAAAAGUAUGGAACAGGAUCCACAUCGACUUUUGUGGACCAAUAAGAAACAAGAUGUUUCUAAUUAUAAUUGACGCAUACUCCAAAUGGUUGGAGUGCAUAGAAAUGAAGACGAUGACGACAGAAGAAACGAUUGAGAAGAUGCGGGAAGUGGUGGCCAGAUAUGGUUUACCGAACGUUUUUGUCAGCGACAACGGCAGACAGUUGGUGAGCGAUAAGUUCGAAGAGUUUUUAAGGAGUAAUGGAAUACAACAUAUAACAUCCCCGCCCGGAAACAGCCAAAGUAAUGGCCUGGCAGAAAACGCAGUAAAAACAUUCAAGAAUAAAAUGAAGACGUUACUAGCAGAAGAAAAGAACAACAGUGUAUCUCUAUCAACUUUGGUAGCAACAUUUUUAAUGGACUAUAGAACAACGACACACCAGACGACGGGAGUGACACCAGCCUCACUGAUGUUCAACAGGGAAACAAGAAAUAAGCUGACGAUACUGUCGGAAGACGGGGAGUCAAAUGAACAAUUACAAAUAGUAGACAACAUGCAAAAAGCAGCAAGGCAGCAAGAGAAUAAUUAA